Molecule: messenger RNA, 1292 nt
Organism: Ailuropoda melanoleuca (giant panda)
Lineage: Eukaryota; Metazoa; Chordata; Mammalia; Carnivora; Ursidae
Exons: 2
Coding region: 127-957 (276 amino acids)
Source: RefSeq, a predicted model, not a curated record
GCCAAUUUUCAAGAGGCAGCCAGAGGGGUCCUCUUAAAACUGAAGGCAGAUCUGUCCUCCUUUCUCAAAACCCUCUGAUGGCUCCCAUCUGACCCAGAGGAGAAGCCUGAGUUCUACAAGGCCUCCAUGAUCUGGCCUGUCUGGUGCUUCUGUGACCUCUUGUCCCACUCUUGUUCUCUCUUCUCACUCUGCUCCAGCCACGUUGGCCACCCUGACCCUGACGGCCCUCUGACAUUCCAGGCAUGCCACUGCCUCAGGGCCUUUGUACUUGCUGUUCUCUCUGCCAGGAACAUUCUUCCCCUAGAAAACCACAUAGCUCAGUUCCUCGCCUCAGACAGGUCUUGGCUUAGAGGUUGCAUUUUCAGUGAGACCUUCCCUGACUACCCUAAAUACAGCACAACUUACCCUCACCAUGUGCGCCUACUUCCCUUCUGUCCUGCCUGCUUCCCUUUUCUCCGCAGCACUUUUGACCUAACCGGCUGUAAAAUGUGCUCGUCAUUUGUGUUUAUCGCCCGUCUCCUCCCACUUUAUGAAGGCAGGCAGAGAGAUUUGUUGUCUCUUUUGCUCUCUGAUGUCUCUCUGGAGCUACGACGAAGCCUGAUUUAUGCCUCCCCCCACAGUGGCCCCACAGAAGAAAGGCCUCCUGCAUUCUCUCAAAGGCAGAGCGAAGUAAUCAGAGCCUGGAGAGAGGAAGGGCAUGUGGAAAGAGCGUGUUCGGGAGCAGGAAGCGAGGCUGCUUUAGGGAGACCGCCAGACCACUGUGGGGAUGGGACAUCCUGUCGUGCCUUGCCUUUCCCGUGGACAUGGCUCGGCCUCUGCCUCCUCCCUGGCCACACAGCGCCCCCAUACCCUCGGGCAGCCAGCCGGAGCCCCCUCCCAGGAGAGAGCUCACUCUCCCGGCUCCCCCACCUCUCCCUCAAGCAAGCACAGCCUGGAUCACAAAAAGGAGGAGGCUGAGAAAACGGGCCUUGCCUGGGGGGGAGGUGAGUCUGGGAGCUGCUGGGAGUGCGGGGAAACUCAGCACGCCCAGGAGGAAGUCUGCAAGAAAGAACAGAGGAUGGAGGGAAAGUCCAAGGAGGUGGGGCUGGGGAAGAAGGUAGUGCGCCAAGGUCACUGGGUCAUCUCACCCGGGGACUAUUCCCCUGUCACCAGUUAUGCAAUAGCUAAGCGCCUACCACAAGGCCUUCCCGUUAAUGACAUUUGACACCCAACUGCAGAAAUAACUCCCUGUUUGCAAGCUGGACAGAGCUUUCUGGUCCCUCUUUUUUAUUUAUGGGCAAGUCUGAUCUAGA